AUUAUAUUUACACUUUAAAUUACAUUAUUACAUCGUUAUGGCUCGUUCACUUUCACAAGAUAAGCAAAAUAACAUCAAAUUUUUAUUGCAAUCAGGUUGUUCAUAUUCUGUAAUCAUGAAACGUAUUCCAGGUGUCAAAAAGAGUACGAUUUGUGACAUAAGAAAAGGUUUUUCCCUGAAUGAAAAGCUACAUCUAGUGGUAAAAAGACAGUUGCACUAUGGCGGAAAAUAUGGUAGAAAA
This is a messenger RNA of Cokeromyces recurvatus, 241 nucleotides long. RefSeq lists its product as uncharacterized. The transcript has a single exon. The annotation marks the transcript as partial. The record is from RefSeq and is a predicted model, not a curated record. NCBI's taxonomy places the organism in Eukaryota, Fungi, Mucoromycota, Mucoromycetes, Mucorales, Mucoraceae.